UUAUCAUGUUGUUAGCGUGUUAUUAUCAUGUUGUUAGCGUGUUAUUAUCAUGUUGUUAGCGUGUUAUUAUCAUGUUGUUAGCGUGUUAUUAUCAUGUUGUUAGCGUGUUUUUAGCAUUCUGUUAGCGUGUGUGUUUCCUGUGUGUCCAGGUCGAGACCUCUGCAGCACCACCCUCCCCGGCUACCCCCCACACGUCCCCCCAACGGGCCAGGGCAGCUACUCUGCCUCCUCACUGACUGGUAUGGUACCUGGAGGAGAUUUCUCCGGGAGUCCCUAUUCCCACCCUCAGUAUUCCACAUACAACGAGUCCUGGAGAUUUCCAAACCCCAGCCUGUUAGUGUUCCAACAGGACUAUGGGUCUCUCCUGGGGACGGAGAUCGGAUGUUCCUCUGGGCUCUUCACCGCCAGCCAGACGGGACAGAUGCAAGGGUCGCCGUACUACUACAGCACGGCAUCGCGAGGGGCGGGACCGGCUGCCACGGCAACUGCCUCCGCCUACGACCGCCACUGACCCCGCCCAUCAACGAUGAAGAGGAGGAUGAGGAAGAGGAGGAAGAAAGGAGAGAUAGCACCAGCACUGUCCAAUACUAGCCUGCCUACUGACGGAGGAGAAACAGGAAGGAGGGAAGGAGAAAGGAGAGGAAGAGGAGGAAGUGGAUGAAGAGGAAGAUGAGGACGAGGAGGAGGAAGAUGAGGAGUAACAGAAAGGAGAGAAGGGGAGAGGAGGAGGAAGUGGAUGAUGACGAGGAGGAGGAUCUGCUUUACAUCAGUAAACUCCCGACUGCACACUUUUGAUUGACACUCGAUCCGACCAAUCCCUGCUGAGCUGAGACACUGACCUAUUGCUAUUGCACCUGUUAUGAUAACGUGGAUGGAUGUACCCACAGAGACUGAUCCCAGGUCAGAUUAGACAUUUUACCACCUAAUGGGUAGGGUUAGGAUCUGGGGAGGGCAAGCUGAUCCCAGGUCAGAUUACACAUUUUACCACCUAAUGGGUAGGGUUAGGAUCUGGGGAGGGCAAGCUGAUCCCAAG
Molecule: messenger RNA, 1033 nt
Organism: Oncorhynchus gorbuscha (pink salmon)
Lineage: Eukaryota; Metazoa; Chordata; Actinopteri; Salmoniformes; Salmonidae
Product: paired box protein Pax-5-like
Exons: 4
Coding region: 242-511 (89 amino acids)
Source: RefSeq, a predicted model, not a curated record